Messenger RNA from Paramuricea clavata, 1104 nucleotides. Lineage: Eukaryota; Metazoa; Cnidaria; Anthozoa; Malacalcyonacea; Plexauridae. The record is from the annotation of a GenBank genome assembly.
AUUCUUGCUUUGAUUGUUUCUUGCGCAGAAAAGUCUUCGUAUUACCGGAACAUUGUUUUAACUAAAUGCGCUGACCGACCAUCCUUGUGUGCUUUCUUUAAAGCUAUACAACAAGAUGAUUGCGCUGACGAGAAAGAGAUUGAAAUCUUGAAAGGUAAAAGUGAACCACUUAUCUUGGAACUUGGUCUUCUCAUCGAGGUCUUGGCGUGCAAAUAUGACAUGGGUGAGGUGAUAUAUAGACUUGGUUUGUCCAUCUCCAAGUUACGGAAAGAAGUCGAAGCCGAGGCACAGAACGACCGUCUAUACCGCCCACUACUCUUACUCGUUGAAAACGCCGUGCUAGUGGUCAAAAUAAAACAAGAGAGUCCAGCAGCGCUGCAGCACGCUCUUGAUAAUUUUGUAGAAGAAAACGGUCGGCUAAACUCGGAUACAGCCUUAAGGUGCUAUCAUAAUGGAGAAUGUCUAUCGAGACAGAUGAAUUAUGAGGAUUCCCUGAGAUAUCAUUAUGAAGCAUUAGACAUCAGACUGAAGCUUUAUGGCCACAACUUAGAUAUCGCCGACAACUACUACCAGAUUGGAUAUAUCCAAUAUUUCAAAAAUGAUUACGAGUCAGCACUGAAGUCGUUCAAGAAAGCACUUGUCAUCAGACAAAAUCUUCACGGGAAAAUUCACCCAGUGCGAGACGUUUUCCGCAAUUGCCAUGAAAUGAUUGGAACAACAGAGUAUUAUUUGAAAGAGUACGAUUCAGCUGUGCAUUGGCACCAGCUAUCCCUGGAUAUUAGCGUGGCGCUCUAUGAAAAGGAACACCCAGUCGUCGCUGAUAGCUACUUCAGCAUUGCAAAAUGCCAGUGCGAAAUGCAAGAUUAUGAUUCUGCUCUGGAGUCAUGUCAACAUGCACUUGAUAUCAGGUUAAAGCUUUUUGAACAGGAGUGCGUAUUUACAAGCAACAGUUAUGACCAAAUGGAAUUUAUACGUACUAAUCUAAAGAAAGUUUGCGAAUCAUCUCUCGAGCUUCAAAGCAAAAAUUCGCUUUCUUACUUUAAGAAAAAAAAAAUUAUUUUAAGAAAUUUUUCUCAAAUAAAUCCAAAUUUCUUGGGAGAAUAA